AUGGUUCGUUCUCCAAAAUCAUCUGCACAUCAUCAUUCUAGUUCACAUAAAAAACAUAAACGUCACAGAGAUUCGUCAUCAGAUUCCGAUGAUAAUCAACGUCGUCAUCGUAGACGAUCUCGAGAAGACAACCGAUCAAGUUCAAAUAUUCGUGUUAAACAAGAGCCCGUAACGGAUAAUGAUGAACCUCGCCGUCAACAACGGUCUUCGAAUCCAUCGUCACGGUAUCCUCGUCAUCAGCAGCAACAACGCAACAAUAGAGACGAAAAAAAUUAUCAAUGGGGAAAACAAGCUGAACAAGAGAAAGAAAAACAGGAACCCGUGGAAAAAGAACAACCGAAUUUCGGCUUAUCCGGUGCUUUACUCAAAGAUACAAAUACAUAUAAAGGCGUAGUGAUAAAAUAUAGUGAACCACUUGAAGCAAGAAAACCAAAACGAAGAUGGCGAUUGUAUGUCUUCAAAGGAGAUCAAGAAUUACCAAUGUAUCAAAUUCAUCGUCAGUCUGCCUAUUUAAUUGGUCGCGAACGUGCUAUUUGCGAUCUACCCGUUGAUCAUCCUUCGUGUUCGAAACAGCACGCUGUUUUACAGUAUCGUCUGAUGGACUACAAACGUGACAAUGGUACAAUGGGACGCCGUGUUGUGCCUUAUAUCAUCGAUCUGGGUUCUGCAAAUGGAACAUUCCUCAAUAAUCAAAAGAUUGACUCUCAGCGUUACUAUGAAUUACAGGAAAACGAUGUGAUCAAGUUCGGAUUCAGUACACGAGAAUAUGUUUUAUUACAUGAAGAUUCGGCGAACAAUCUUGAACCUACCGAAGGUUACGAGGACGAAGGCACGGAAAUCAAACAGGAGCCAAAAACUGCCUUAACUAAAAUAUUAUUUGAAUUAAAAACAUACGAUUUAAUUCUUGGUGCAGUUAUUGUAUUUACAGCCGUUGUAAUGAGCAAACGAACAGCAUCCAAAGAUCCACCUGGCCGAUUGUCGAAAUUGUUGAAAAGUAUCGAUAACAAUGGGAAAGACGACGAUUUCGACGAUAAAGAUACCAGUGAUGAGGCUAUUGUUCCCAAAGCAGCUAGUCGAAGAUUGGAUGAUUCAGUAGAUGGCGAAGACGAUGAUUUAUAUCGAUCAUCAGCAGUUGGUACAUCAAACCGUGGAUAUAAAGAUUGCCGAGGAGAAAUGGAAUUAAAACCUGACCACGAAAAUCGGCCACUAUGGGUGACGUCAGAUGGGCACAUUUUUCUGGAAUCGUUUUCCUCAGUUUAUAAACAUGCGCACGAUUUUCUAAUCGCCAUUGCUGAACCUGUCUGCCGACCGGAGUACAUUCACGAAUAUAAAUUAUCUGCCUAUUCGCUUUAUGCUGCUGUUUCCGUUGGUUUACAAACAAAAGACAUUGUUGAAUACUUACAACGACUUAGUAAAACAUCCAUUCCCGAAGGCAUUAUCAAAUUUAUUGAAGUGUGCACACUGAGUUAUGCCAAAGUCAAAUUAGUAUUGAAACACAAUCGCUAUUUCGUUGAAAGUGCUUUUCCCGAUGUGUUGAAACAUCUUCUACAAGAUCCUGUAAUUCAAGAGUGUCGAUUGGUAUCUAAUGGAAAUCCAACGGAGACGAAAAGUACGACAGACGAGAAAUCUCGUCUAGUUAUUCCAGGAACAACAGUUGCUGCAACCACAACAGGAACGGAUGCUGUAGCCACAACAACAAACGAACAAGUUCCCGAUGACAUUCGUCGUUUAUAUGAAAAAAUCGAUCGCGAUGAAGAAGAUAUCGAAGAUUUGAAAAUUGUUUCGUUUGAAGUUAUUCAAAAUAAAACUGAACAGCUACGUAAACGUUGUCAAGAAAUCGAACAUCCUUUAUUGGAAGAAUACGACUUUCGUCAUGAUACAGUUCUGAAAAAUCUAAAUAUCGAAUUGCGACCAAAUGCGAUCUUACGUCCGUAUCAAGAGAAAAGCUUAAGAAAAAUGUUCGGCAAUGGACGUGCACGAUCGGGAUUAAUUGUUUUACCGUGUGGAGCAGGAAAAUCUCUAGUCGGAGUAACGGCUGCUUGUACAGUAAAUAAAAGUUGCUUAGUGCUUUGCAAUUCGAACGUGUCUGUCCAACAAUGGAAACAACAAUUCAAGAUGUGGUCUACAGCCGACGAUUCCAAAGUACGAUUAUUCACCUCGGACGAUAAAGAAAAGCCAAAUGAUUCAUGUGUGUGCAUAAGUACUUAUCCGAUGAUAGCACGUACGGAACGAUGCAAUGCAGAAACAACUGAAGUUAUGAAAUUACUCAAAGAUCGCGAAUGGGGCUUGAUGAUCCUCGAUGAGGUUCAUACGAUUCCUGCUGAACGAUUUCGUAAAGUAUUAACCAUCGUUCGUGCUCACACAAAAUUAGGUCUGACCGCUACAUUAGUUCGAGAAGACGACAGAAUUACAGAUUUGAACUUUCUUAUCGGUCCCAAACUGUACGAAGCGAACUGGAUGGAAUUACAAAAUCUUGGGCAUAUUGCUAAGGUUCAAUGUGCCGAGGUUUGGUGUCAAAUGACUCCUGAUUUCUUCCAAGAGUACGUUUCAGUUAAAAACGAUAAAAAUCGUCGUUUGCUUCUAUGCGUUAUGAAUCCGAACAAAUUUCGUGCAUGCCAAUUUCUAAUACGUUACCACGAACGACGAAAUGAUAAAGUGAUCGUCUUUUCAGACAGUAUGUUUGCACUGGAAACUUAUGCAAAAAAACUUGACAAACCGUAUAUCUGCGGUAAAACUUCGCAGAGUGAACGUAUUCAAAUUCUUCAAAAUUUUCAGCAUAAUCCAAGAAUUAAUACGAUCUUCGUAUCGAAAGUAGCCGAUACAUCGUUUGAUUUGCCCGAUGCGAACGUUCUUAUUCAAAUUUCCAGUCAUGGUGGAUCGAGAAGACAAGAAGCUCAGCGACUUGGUCGAAUCUUGCGUGCAAAAAAGGGAACCAUCGUUGAAGAAUACAAUGCAUUUUUCUAUUCACUUGUUUCUCAAGACACCGUGGAAAUGUAUUACUCCGCUAAACGGCAAAGUUUCCUCAUCAACCAAGGUUAUUCCUACAAAGUGAUCACACGAUUGGCAAGCGAAGAAGACAAUCUAUUCUUUUCCACGAAAGAAGAACAGCGACAGUUACUCGAACGAAUUCUUCUGUCCACAGAUCGAGGUGAAGACAAAGAAGAAGAAUCUAUCGGACAAGUCGGAUCAUCAUCGACGUCUAUCGAUCGUCGUGUGGGUACAAUGAAUUCGUUAUCCGGUGCUGAUCAAACAACAUACAUGGAAGUGAAACAAGUGAAAAAACCGACGACCAAUAAGUCAUCGCGAUCAAACAAGCCGCAGCAUGAAUUAUUUCGAAAAUAUCGUUAA
Molecule: messenger RNA, 3348 nt
Organism: Adineta ricciae
Lineage: Eukaryota; Metazoa; Rotifera; Eurotatoria; Adinetida; Adinetidae
Source: the annotation of a GenBank genome assembly